Molecule: messenger RNA, 7740 nt
Organism: Cololabis saira (Pacific saury)
Lineage: Eukaryota; Metazoa; Chordata; Actinopteri; Beloniformes; Belonidae
Gene: tecta
Product: tectorin alpha
Exons: 31
Coding region: 149-7705 (2518 amino acids)
Biological process (GO): cell-matrix adhesion
Molecular function (GO): protein binding
Source: RefSeq, a predicted model, not a curated record
UCAAACUAACCGAGGAGUAACAAAAACAAACAUAACACCGAGGGGGCUCCGGGGACGAGGGAUGGAGGCAGGUUUUCUCAUGAGCUGCUGAAAGCAACUUUACCUUUGGUCUCCGCUACAUCAGAGAUACCUGAUCUGUAGUGGAGUCAUGGAGUCGUCUUCCGAUGAAGAGGAGGUCCGCACCUUCGUCCAUGUGAUGAGUGAAAAGUACAACCCAGAGAACUUCCCCUACGGCCAGGGAGUGGUGGUCCUGCCCAGUCCUCCAGGCUCCCCCAUCAAAGACCGCCUCUUCCUGCCCAGCGCGCUGGUCCUGAGUGAUAGUGGGAUCAGUAAAGCUGGCAACAGGUCACAUAUCGCAGCUUUCUGUGCUCAUGUGUUAGAGCUGGACCUGUCCUUCAAUCAGCUUAACGACUGGGGAGAGAUCAGCACCAUCGUCUCCAGCAUCCCCCAUCUGGACUUCCUCAAUCUAAGUAUGAACCCCCUGAGCGGCAUGGAGCUGGACCCCAGCAUGGCUGACGUCUUCUCCCGGGUCCGGCGACUCGUCCUCAACAACACGCAAGUCAGCUGGGACACGGUGCACACCCUCACGCAGAACAUGCCAGAGCUGAUGGAGCUUUUCCUGUGCCUGAAUGGUUACAACACUGUUUCUGAAUCCCAGACGUCGUGUCCGUCGCUACACCUGCUGCAGAUCACCGACAACCAGCUGCAAGCCUGGGCGGAAGUGAGGAAGUUUGGCCAGUUGUACCCGCGGCUGAGCACGCUGGUUCUGGCCAACAACAGCGUGGACUCUGUGGGAGACACCAAGGAAACACUGGAGAAUCUGUUCCCCAACCUGCGCAGCAUCAACCUCAACAACUCAGGGCUUAGUGAAUGGAAAGACAUUGAAAGGCUGAAUUUCAUUCCGAAGCUGCAGGAAGUCAAAGCAAAAGGGAUUCCUUUAUUACAGCCCUACAGCACUGAGGAAAGGCGUAGCCUGCUUUUAGCUCAGCUGCCACGCGUCAUGGUGUUGAACGGGGGUGCAGUGUCUGAUGGAGAGAGAGAAGAUGCCGAGAGGUUCUUCAUCAGAUACUACCAGGACUGUCCAAAGCAGGAGCUUCCUGAGAGGUAUAACUACAGCUCAAAAAUUGAGAUUCAAAUUAAUGGGCUAUAUGUAUUUAUUCUCCUUUUAGCAACUACUCAUGAUGUCUUGUAUCCAUAUGGACCUGGUCAAAGGGAUCUGGAAACACCCAAGAUGGAUGAUGGGAGUUCUACGGAAGUUCCUUUGCUCAUGUCCUUCAUAUUCUUCAAUGUGCCCUACCGUUCAAUCUAUGUCAACAAUAAUGGUGUGAUCUCGUUCAACGUGCAAGUGAGCCAGUUCACCCCCGAGGCUUUUCCCUUGAGUGACAGCAGGUCCUUCAUCGCUCCACUAUGGGCAGAUGUGCACAACGGCAUCCGUGGAGAUGUGUACUACCGAGAGACCUCUGACCCAGAAAUACUGGAAAGGGCAACUCAAGAUGUCCGGAAACACUUCAAAAACAUUCCUGCCUUCACAGCCGCGUGGGUCUUUAUUGCAACAUGGCACCAAGUCACCUUCUACGGAGGAAGCCAGACAACACCGGUGAACACAUUCCAGACGGUGCUAAUCUCAGACGGUGCAGCAUCCUUCAGCAUGUUCAAUUAUGGAGAAAUUACAUGGAGCACAGGAACAGCAAGUGGUGGGGAUCCCUUAACAGGACUGGGUGGCACAACAGCCCAGUCAGGUUUUAAUGGUGGAGACAUUGAUCACUUCUUCAACCUCCCGGGAUCACGGUCAAAUGAUGUUGUCAACAUUGAACAGACAACCAACGUGAACAUUCCCGGACGCUGGUUUUUCCGCAUAGACACUGAAUUUAUUGAUCCUGCCAAUGGCUGCAGCUACAGUGGGCGUUUCUACAGACGAGGCGAGAUCUUCUGGAUGUCUGACCAGUGCUCACAGCGUUGUCGCUGUCUUGACAUUGAUAACGAGAUUCAGUGCCUAGAGGCUCCCUGUGGGCAGUUUGAGAUCUGCGAGCAGCAGGAGGGGGCCUUUUACUGCCAGCCCACCCGUACCAGUACUUGUGUGGUAUUUGGUGACCCCCAUUAUCACACUUUUGAUGGUUUCCUCUAUCACUUCCAAGGCACCUGCACCUAUCUGUUGGCUCGGCCCUGCUGGGAGAUGAUGGGAAUGCCCUUCUUCAGUGUAGAGGCCAAAAAUGAGAACCGUGGGGUUGCCUCGGUUUCCUGGCUCAGAGACGUCACUGUGGAGGUGUACGGCCACAGGGUCAUGAUAGCUAAAGGAAGUUUGGGAACAGUUCAGGUGGAUGGUUUGAUGAAGACUUUACCAGUGCAGCUCCAGCUUGGUGCCAUAAGGGUGUAUCAGUCUGGGGUUGCCAUUGCAUUAGAAACAGACUUUGGACUUAUGGUAACCUAUGACGGUCAGCACUAUGCAUCUAUCUCCCUACCGAGCUCCUACUUCAACAACACUUGUGGACUUUGUGGAAAUUAUAAUGAUGACCCUGCUGAUGAUCCUGUGCUUCCUGAUGGCUCCCUGGCAGAAAGUGUGGUGGAGUUGGGAGGCAGCUGGAGGGCAGAUGACACAGACUGGAGGUGCACAGAUGGCUGCACUCAGAACUGCAGUGUAUGUGAUCCUGUUGUAGAGGCCUUCUACUUUCGCCCGGACUACUGUGGAGUCAUUAACAGAACUGAUGGAGCUUUUCGGGACUGCAGAGCUGUAGUGGACCCUACAGCUUUUGUGUAUAGCUGUGUAUAUGACAUGUGCAGCAACAAAGAUAACAUCACCACACUAUGCCAAGCCAUCCAGGCCUAUGCUCUGGCUUGUCAGGCCCUUGGUGUAACCAUACGACCAUGGAGAACCCGCAACUUCUGUGCAUGGUCAUGUCCAGAAUUCAGCCAAUACCAGGUGUGCACAAGUGCUUGUCCAGCUUCCUGCUCAGACCUCACAGCUCCCCUGUAUUGUCCUCAUCCUUGUACCGAGGGCUGCCAGUGUGACGAUGGCUAUGUUCUGAGUGGCAGUCGCUGUGUACAGCCUGAGGACUGUGGGUGUGAGCACAACGGCCACUAUUACCCCCUUAAUGACACUUUCUGGGCAGGCCCCAGUGGUGAGGACGGUGACUGUACCCUCCGCUGCACUUGUGGGUUUGAUGGGGAAGUUUCCUGCUUCAAUGAGUCCUGUAAGGAGGGUGAAGUGUGUGUGGCCGAGGUGGGCUUGCUGGGUUGUUACCCCCGUAGGGAGGGGGUUUGCUCAGUCACUCAGAACUCUGUGGCAUCCUCCUUUGAUGGCACCUUCCUGUCAUUCCCAGAUGACAGCUCAUACUACCUACUUAAACUGUGUGGUCCAGUACCAGCUAAUGGCUCAACAGUGGAGGUGAAGAUAAGCAGGCGGCUUGUGAACAAAAGUCCUACUUGGAAGAGGCCUGUUGUAGUUACAGUAGCCAACCUUGAGGCACAGAUGGGAGGCUCAGAUUUUGAUACAGUAAAGGUAAAUGGUGAACCAGUGGUGCUCCCAUAUGUCCAUCCAAUGGAGACAAUGAUGAUCUACAAGGCACCGGGAAAUGCUACUGUUGUGGAGUCCCGUGGUGUACUUCGUGUCCACUAUACACGCCAAGGAUUCCUCAACAUAUCGCUUUCCACCAACUUCUACAACGUAACUUGUGGUUUAUGCGGCGUCUUCAACAGUAACACAACUGAUGACUUGCGCCUUCCCAAUGGACGCCUCGCAGAGUCUACUGAACAAUUCACAGAGAGCUGGAGAGCAAUUGCUGAUGACCUUCCAUGCAACGGGGACUGUGAUGACCUGUAUCUCAUGUGCACAGACUUACGUCUUUACCAGAGCUCUUGGAUGUGUGGGAACAUCAACGACCCAGGGAAUAGCUCCUUUUUGGCGUGCCAUGCGGUGGUCAAUCCAUCACCGUUCUUUAGGAACUGCUUAUAUAACAUGUGCGUAAGGGAAGGGAACCGUUCAGCCCUUUGUUCUUCACUGCAGGCUUAUGCCAGCGCGUGCCAGGAUGCUCAAGUGGGCCUAACUUCAUGGAGGAGUGCGAGCAACUGUCCUCUUCCCUGCCCGGAGAACAGCCAUUUCGACGAAUGCACCAGUGCCUGCCCUUUGACCUGUUCUAACCUGGAUGAAGGGCCUGAGGAGCCGUGUCCUCUACCAUGUCAAGAGGGCUGCCGGUGCCAAGACGGCUUCGCGCUGCGGGACGGCCUGUGCGUGGCGCGAAGCGACUGCGGCUGUGUGAGCUACGGGCGACAGCUCGCCACCAAUCAGACGUUUUGGACAGACUGGGAGUGCCAGGAGCGCUGCUACUGCAACGGCUCCGACAACAGCGUCUACUGUCAGCUGGCGCCCUGUCACCCGGACGAAUACUGCCAGGAGAACGACGGCUUGUAUUUCUGCCAGCCACGGACCGAAGCCCUGUGUGUGGCCGCAGGUUAUGGGCAUUUUCUGCCUUUUGGUGGCGUGCCGUUUGAGCUGCAGAGCUCUUGCACGAUCAGGAUGGCCACCACCAGCUGCGGGAGUGAGAACAGGGAGCAUGCAGUGGUGAGCUCAGCUCUCCCUCGGUUUAAGCUGGCGGCUCGCAACGAGGACAGAGACACAGGCCAAGCAAUCUGGGUGAGGGGCUUCGUUCUCGAGGUCUACGAGUAUGAAAUUGAAGUGAUUCGAAGCUACAAAAACACAGUCACUGUCAAUAAGGAGCGCCUGAACUUCCCUCUAAAACUGGGCCCGGGUAAGGUCAGCAUCUUCACCUCAGGCAUGCUGCUCGUUCUGGAGGCGGACUUUGGUCUGAAGGUGGCUUUUGACUGGAACACCCUCCUCCUGCUGACGCUACCCAGAGACCUUUACAACACUUCCUGUGGCCUCUGCCAGGGCAUGCCCUCAUCCCCGCCCCACCUCACCACCGCCGACUGGGGCAUGGCCUGGGCCGAGAGGGACACCUUCUGCCAGGUGGGCUGCGGAGACUCCUGCCCGCGAUGCGGCCUGGAGGAGAAGAACAGCCUUAACGACUCUCCUCCGAUGGUGGCGGAUGCCAACACGAACGCAGACGACGAUGACGAGACAAACGGAGUCGCUGCAGGCAUCCGCUUCCACCUAGGAGAUGGACUCUACGUGUUUGUGGAGCCCGAGGCGGUGAGGCUGUGUGGGCUGAUUGUGGAUCGAGGAGGUGUGUUUGCACGUUGCCACAGCAAGGUGGAGCCAACGUUCUUCUACCAGAGCUGCCUGCAGGACACCUGCGUGGAUCAGGGAGCCCAGGACACAAUCUGUAACUGGCUGCAAAUCUACGCCAGUACCUGCCAGACUCAAGGAGUGCCUGCCACGGGCUGGAGGAGCGACACCCCGUGUGUCCAGAGCUGUCCACCGAACAGCCAUUACACCAGCUGCAUGUCGGUGUGCCCGCCCCAGUGCGCCCCGGCCCGCGGCCACAGGGACUGCAGCCAGGACUGUGUGGAGGGCUGCCAGUGUGACCAGGGAUACGUGCUCAACGGAAAGAGCUGCAUCCUGCCUCAGAACUGUGGCUGCUACACUGAUGGCAAGUACUACGAGCCCAAACAGCUGUUUUGGAACGGUGACUGCACCAAACGCUGCCAGUGCAUCGGGCGAAACCUCAUCCAGUGUGACCCGAGGCGCUGCAAGGCAGAGGAAGAGUGCACCUUGCGUAACGGAGUUCGAGGCUGCUUUGCACGGCGCUCUCAGCACUGCGUGGCAUCGGGUGGCGGGGUCUUCAGGACAUUCGAUGGGGCGUCACUUCGUCUGCCGGCAUCCUGCUCCUUUGUCCUAUCCACUAACUGCCACAAGCUGCCGGACCUCUCCUUCCAGCUCAUUGCUAACUUUGACAAAUGGAGCACACCCAACCUCACCACUAUCUCCCAUGUUUACCUCUACAUAAAUGAGGAGAAUAUACUCAUCUCUGGCAGUACUGUCAAGGUCAACGGUACACCAGUGUCUGUACCGUUUGUAACCGGGCUGAUGACACGUCUGUCCACCUCUGAAGGCUUCAUAGUCAUCGACACCCCGCAGGACAUCCAGAUUCGCUACAACCGCUUCAACACCCUUAGCAUCACAAUGGGCCAGCGACUGCAGAACAAGGUUUGUGGCCUUUGUGGCAACUUCAACGGGGACCCCAGCGAUGACUACAUGACCUCCAGGGGGAAGCCGGCCGUCAGCGCCCUGGAGCUGGCACAAAGCUGGAAGACCAACGGCAUGCAGAACAGUUGUGAUGAGACUCAGUAUGUGGCAUUGGCCCAAUCCUGCGACAACACGGCGGUCCUGGCUUUCCAGGAUGAAGAUGCCUGUCAGAAACUGACAGCGAUGAAGGGUUUCUUUCAGCCCUGUCAUGGCCUGCUGGAUCCCCGGCCGUUCUUCCAGUCCUGCUACCUGGAUGGCUGCUACAAUCAUCACAAGGCCCAGGUCUGCGGCUCGUUGGCGGCCUACGCCGAGGCCUGCCGCUCCUUGGGAACCCUCAGCACCAAGUGGAUCACCCAAGAGAAUUGCUCAGAAUGGAUCUUUGACCCCUGUGCAGGAGAGAUCUGCACAAACUUCACCUGUGAGCUGGAGAAUGGGGGUGACCUGUGUGGCUGCCCCGAGUUACCCAACACCUCCACAGGUGAUGACGCCAUCAUUCAAGCAGAGGUGAACUGCAAGCAUGCCCAGAUGCAGGUCUCCAUCUCCAAGUGCAAGCUCUUCCAGCUGGGUUUUGAACGAGAAGAUGUCAGGAUCAACGACAACCGUUGCGCCGGCAUCGAGGGAGAGGACUUCAUCUCCUUCCACAUCAACAACACAAAGGGACACUGCGGCUCCAUCGUACAGUCAAACAGCACACACAUCAUGUAUAAGAACACCAUCUGGAUAGAGAGCGUGAACAACACCGGCAACGUCAUCACCAGGGAUAAAACCAUCAACGUGGAGUUUUCCUGCGCCUACGAACUGGACCUGAAGAUCUCUCUGGAGACCGUCCUCAAGCCCAUGCUUAGCGUGAUUAACCUCACCUUGCCGACCCAGGAGGGAAACUUCAUCACCAAGAUGGCGCUGUACAAGAACUCCUCCUACCGAAACCCGUACAGGGAGGGGGAGGUGGUGCUCAGCACUCGGGACAACCUCUACGUGGGCGUCUUCGUGGAGGGGGCGGACGAAGACCAGCUCAUCCUCAUAGUCAACAUGUGCUGGGCCACGCCGUCCCGCUACAGCAGCGACCGACUCCGCUACAUCAUCAUAGAGAGGGGAUGCCCAAACAUUAAGGACAACACCAUCGGCAUGGCGGAGAACGGCAUGUCGCUCACCUGUCGCUUCCACGUCACCGUCUUCAAGUUCAUAGGGGAUUACGAUGAGAUCCACCUGCACUGCGACGUCUCACUGUGCGACUCGGAUACAAACACCUGCAAAGUGAACUGUCCACACAAGAGGAGGAUGUACUCGGAGGGCGGCGACCCCAAGGAGCACAUCCUGAGUGUGGGACCCAUAAGAAGAAGAGAGUCCGACUGGUGUGAGGGAGACAACGGAGGCUGUGAGCAGAUCUGCACCAGUAAGGGUACUGGGCCCAUGUGCAGCUGUGUGACUGGAACGCUGCAGCGAGAUGGGAAAAGCUGCCGGACUGCGAGCUCGAGCGGUACCGUCACACCUGCAAUUCUUCUGCUGAGCGUCAGCGCCGUGAUCUCUGCACUCCAGGCCGUUCUUCACACUCCUCUUCUCUCCUAACACCCUGCGAGCUGAAGGAAGGCAGCGAAUACGAG